Messenger RNA from Soboliphyme baturini, 876 nucleotides. Lineage: Eukaryota; Metazoa; Nematoda; Enoplea; Dioctophymatida; Soboliphymatidae. The record is from the annotation of a GenBank genome assembly.
AUGUACUCGCAUACUAGUCCUACGGUGGAACCGAUGGUGAUCGGAAAUUCGCCCAGUCCUUCUGCGCAAGAUCCGAAGUCUCCUGGAAACCGCAGUUUCUUGCCGCCGUAUCUUUUAGGGUCUCCCGGUGGAUCUUUGGGUUCGACGAAAGAUGCCACAGCAAACCUGUCAUGUAUGUUCGAUAGCGGAUCCCCGUUUGAUGCCUCGAUGAGGAGCAGUGCCCUUAUGUCUACAAGCCGUGUAGCCGGGCCUCCGGUUCGAAGUCUGAUUGAUGACGACGAACAGACCAUGAGGACACCGGGGAGCUUCCUGUCUUCGAGCCAGCAUAAAGAUUUGACUGCCGAAACCUGCGUGACAGUGUUCGGUUUUCCGCCGCAGUCCUUCGACUAUAUUUUGCAAGAAUUUGGUCAGUACGGGACCAUAGUUAAUUAUGAGACAGCCAGUAAUGGCAAUUGGAUGCACAUUUUAUAUGAAACGAGGAUGCAAGCUAGGCGAGCGCUGUCAAAGAACGGCAAAUUGUUUGGUAACCUGAAAAUAGGAGUCUCGCCUUGUUCCGACCAGGUUAUAUUACGGAAAUUUUACGUGACGAAAAAUACUGGCGCUUCUAAAAUACAGCAGUUUCCGAGUCCAGCGGCCACUUCCGUUUCUUCCCUUGCCUCUAGACGAAUCGAUGAAGGCGAUAACCAAUCAUCGUACGUUUCUGAGGACUCCUGUGCCAUGCAGAACAUUAAUUCAAGAAGCUUCACAAAUUCCAAAGCGAAAAUGCGUUCCUUAAGUGCCUCUUAUUCGGCCGGAACGCCUGCAGCUGAGGGUCGGAAAUUGGCCGAGGACGAAAGCUGGGUUAGAAAACUAUGCAACAACGUGUUUGGCUGGUGA